This is a messenger RNA of Anguilla anguilla (European eel), 3148 nucleotides long. RefSeq lists its product as uncharacterized. The record is from RefSeq and is a predicted model, not a curated record. Gene Ontology annotation, molecular function: carbohydrate binding. NCBI's taxonomy places the organism in Eukaryota, Metazoa, Chordata, Actinopteri, Anguilliformes, Anguillidae. The transcript is spliced from 28 exons. The coding region runs from base 1 to 2871 and encodes 956 amino acids.
AUGAUAGAAGAAGAAGUAGAAGAGAAGGAAAAACCAGCUGAAGAAGAAGAACCCAAGGAAGAAGAAGUAGAAGAGAAGGAAAAACCAGCUGAAGAAGAAAAACCCAAGGAAGAAAAACCAGCUGAAAAAGAAGAAGAACUAGAGGAGGAGGAAGUCCUCUCGGGUGAUGUGAAGCCUGGGAUGGCUGUGUAUUUCAAGGGAACUGUUCCAAAUGAGAUCACACGUUUUGCCGUCGACCUGCGGUGUGGGGACACGAAAGACUCUGACAUAGCCUUCCGGUUCGAGUCCCGGUUCGAGCCCUCCGAGGUGCUGGUGUUCAACAGCUUCAAGAAUGGCAGCUGGGAAGAGGAGGACAGGGUCAAUGAGAUGCCCUUCCGUAGGGGGGAGAGCUUUGAGCUGGUCUUCCAUGUCUUAGAAGAGGGCUACCAGGUGUAUGUAGCCCGUCGCAAGAUCUACUUGUUCAAGCACCGUAUACCAGUGGAGCAGGUGACCUCUGUGCAGGUCAUUGGGGAGAUCUCCAUGCAGACCUCCAACCUCCUUAAUAUUGGACAAUUCACAAUGACGCAGGAACCAGAUGAUGAUGUGGAUGAGACCACCCAAGUUAUGAUGUCCAUCCCAGGCAGUCUGAAGUCUGGGUUGUCAAUGUCCUUCCAGGGAAUGAUUCCCGAUGAGAGCACCAGGUUCACCAUUGACCUGCAGUGUGGAGACACUGAGGGCUGUGACACAGCGUUCCGCUUCAACCCCCGGCUGGAGACCUCAGAGGUGGUGUUCAACAGCUUCAGAAAUGGCAGCUGGGAAGAAGAGGAGAAGGUCGUCGAGAUGCCCUUCAUUAAGGGAGAGAGCUUUUUGCUGGUCUUCAUGUUGAAGUCUGAUGGCUACCAGGUGAAUGUGAAUGGUUGUCCAUUGUACAUGUUCAAGCACCGAAUGGUGUUGGAGCAAGUGCGUGGCAUAAGGAUCUUCGGUGGCGUCUCCAUUCAGAAUGUCAACAUCGUCGAGAUAGUACAAGAGGUAAUAGAAAUACCGGAAGAAGAAACCGAGGCCAUCCAGGCUGAGGCACCCAUCCCAGGCAGUUUGAAGGCAGGGACGACACUGACCCUCCUGGGAACGAUUCCUGAAGAGACCAAGAGUUUCAGCAUCAACCUGCAGUGUGGGGAGGCUGCAGGCUGCGACACAGCGUUCCACUUCAACCCCAAAUUUGAGACCUCAGAGGUGGAGUUCAACACCUUCCGAAAUGGCAGCUGGGAAGAGGCUGAGAAGGUUGAUAACAUGCCCUUCACUCAGGGGAAGGAGUUUGAGCUGACCUAUAUUAUCACCGCAGAAGGGUACCAGGUGAACGUAAAUGGUGCCGAGUUCUACUUGUUCAAGCACCGCAUAUCGGUGGAGCAAGUGAAAGUCCUGCAGAUCGCUGGAGACGUUUCUGUGACGGCCAUCAACAUCGUAGAGGGAACCGUACAGGAAUAUCCAAGUCCAGCAGAAAUGGGGACCGUCCAAACCAACAUACCUGUCCCAGGCUGUUUGAAGACAUGGAUGACAGUGUCCCUCCAGGGGUUGGUUCCCGCUGAGACCGACAGUUUCAGCAUCAACCUGCAGUGUGGAGACACCCAAGGCUGUGAUACAGCGUUCCACUUCAGCUCUCAGUUCAAGACCUCAGAGCUGGUGUUCAACAGCUUCCGUAAGGGCCACUGGGAAGAGGAGGAGCGGGUUGCCCAGAUGCCCUUCAAAACUGGGGAGAACUUCACGCUGGACUAUACUAUCACCUUAGAGGGCUACGAGGUGUCUGUAAAUGGUCACUUCAUCCACACGUUUAUGCACCGCAUGCCAGUAGCGCAAGUGAGUCUGAUGCAGAUCAUUGGAGACGUGUCCAUCAUGGCCAUCAACAUCAUCGAGACUUCCCCAUCUGUGACACCUCUUCCAAGUGGUUUGAAGCCAGGGACAGCUGUGAUCUUCCAGGGAGUACUUCCCAGUGAAAGCAACAGGUUCAGCAUCGACUUGCAGUGUGGAGAGACUGAAGGCUGUGACACAGCCUUCCAAUUCCAGCCCCAGUUAGAGCCUGAAGAGGUGGUGGUGUGCAACAGCUUCCAGAACGGCAGUUGGGAAACUGAGGAGAGGCUCACUGAGAUGCCCUUCCGUAAGGGAGAGGACUUUGAGCUGGUCUACAAUAUCACCGCAGAGGGCUACCAGGUGAAAGUAAAUGGUCAGCAGUACCACAUGUUUAAGCACCGCAUACCAGUAGAGCAAGUGAGAGCCCUUCUGGUCGCCGGGAACGUCAGCGUGCCAGCUGUCCACAUCAUAGAGGGAGAACCAUUCAUUAUGGAGGAAACUGCUUUUGAAACGGUGGUUAUUUGCGCCCCCUACGUGAUGCCCAUCCCGGGCGGCUUUAAGGAAGCGUCGUCCGUGAACUUCCGGGGCUCCAUCCCCGAGGGGAUCCCCAGCUUCAGCAUCGACCUGCAGUGCGGGGAGGCGGACGGCUCCGACACGGCCCUGCGCUUCAACCCCCAGUUCGAGCCCGCGGAGGCGGUGGUGUUCAACAGCUUCCGCGGCGGCAGCUGGGAGACGGAGGAGAGGGUGGACGCCAUGCCCUUCCGCCGGGGGGAGAGCUUCGAAGUGACCUUCCACAUCACCCCUGAGGGCUACCAGGUGAAAGUGAACGGUGCUGAGCUCCACAUGUUCAAGCACCGCAUUCCGGUGGAGCAAGUGAGUGCAGUGAAGAUAGUGGGGAACGUCACCGUGGAGACCGUAAACAUCAUCGAGGGAGACUUCGGUGCGGUGCCGCCAUCUUGCUUCGGUCAGAUCGAGGCUACUGGAUCUAUUGGUGGUGAGACAUGGACCUGUGGUGUUGCAGAGGUGGAAAGAGGAGAUGGCCCAAUUUAAUCCUUUCCAGGAGUGACAGUAUUUUGAUAUCUUGGUGCACUGUGGGAAUCGGGAGUUUAAACGGGAAGCACAUGUAUGACUCCUUCCACCAUUUCCAGCCCUUCACCCAAAUUUGAUGUCUGGAGAUGUAUGAUGUCAUUUUUCUGGCUACCCCGUUCUGAUGCCACUGUUCUGAUACCCUGCUCUUUGAUGUCACUGUUCUGAUACCCUCUCUGAUACCCUCCUCUGUUUGUCACUGGUGUUAGGGGCUCUGUUUCACAAAUUCAGUUAAUAAACG